Molecule: messenger RNA, 1928 nt
Organism: Uranotaenia lowii
Lineage: Eukaryota; Metazoa; Arthropoda; Insecta; Diptera; Culicidae
Exons: 3
Coding region: 498-1805 (435 amino acids)
Source: RefSeq, a predicted model, not a curated record
CUCGAUAAAGACGGUCAAAUUAGUCUAAGGAGUUGGAAAUAGGUCGUUGUUUGUUUCAGUUUAUUUUUGAAAUCCAAGUGAAAAAACCGUUAGCAAACAUGUGUUUCUUGGAGAAAUUUGACAUCGGUGACAUUUGAAGAAGGACAUAAAAUCGAUGUCUUGAAAAAGUGACAUUCUUAAGAGUCGAAUGAGCGCAUGUGCCUUUGCGUGGGUUUUUUCCUUCGUUCGUGAACUAGAAUCCGGUAGGCUGGAAGCUGUAUCCCGAGCCUGUCUGUGAUGAGAAACAUCUGAUUUAUAUUGCUGCAUGGUCGGCUUUUGAAGUCCUGAAGCAGGUGAAGAAAAAAAAAAUCAUUCAUUCUUAGUCUCAAGUGAUAAGUGAGGGUGAAAAUCGAUUUUGCGAAUAAUUUUCAAGCAAAAGAAUAUUCUCUGUUGGUGAUCGAGCAAGAACCGAACCGAAAAAACUGGAAGCGGACACUUCUGCCGGAAAUCGAUCCGAGAUGGGUGUGAAUGAUAUCGAUGUGCCAGAGGAUGUGCUUACAUCAUCCACCUCCAAGAUGGACCGGGGGAUGUUGCAGCGAAUUUUCGAGAAAACCGAACCCAAUUUGGUGAUCGAUUCGUACGAAGAAGGUAAGGGCUCUGGUCGUGGAGACAACUACACGGCCGCCCUAUUUCGGAUCGCACUUAAGGGUCACAUACGGCAAAAUAGCAGCGAGUCCUCGAAAAAGCUACGCUGGGAACGCACCGUCAUCUGCAAACGGCUUCCCGAUUGUAAGAUCAAACGAGAAGCCUUCAAGAGUGAGGCCUUGUUCCGGAAUGAAGUUGAGUUCUACAAUUCUAUUAUGCCUGAGUUUGAGGCAUUUCAGCGGCGCUUGAUUGGGGCGGGGGAUGGUGGAAGGAUGAUUUUCAAAGCCGUUCCUCGUUGUUAUUUGGCUCAAGAUGAUCUGAUUAUGCUGGAGGAUUUAAGGGUGCGAUACUUCAGUAUGCCGGACCGAUUGGCCGGGCUAGGCUUGGCACAGAUGAAGGAGGUUAUGAUUGAGCUGGCGAAGUUCCACGCCGUUAGCCUCGCUUACAAACGACAGGAACCGGACAAGUUCAACCGGUUAGUUUCGAGCAUUUCGGAAGGUAUUUUCUCCAAGACAAAUGCCGAAUGGUACAAGAAUUACUACGAUAUUUUGACGAAGAACGCCAUCCAGAUGGUGGUGCAAACGAUUCCAGGGAAAACCAAAUAUUUGGACAAGUUGAAGCGGUUUCUUAGCAAUUGUUUCGGAAAUAUGGUGGAGUUGACUGGUCGGGAAAGUAAACUGUCAGUCAUUUGCCACGGUGAUUGUUGGACAAACAACAUUCUUUUCAAAUACGAUGAUGAUGGGAAUAUUACUGAGACAUGCAUCGUCGAUUUCCAACUGGUCCGGCAUGGAUCCCUAGCCUUGGAUCUAACCUAUCUUAUCUACUGUUGUACGGAAGGGUCCGUUCGAAAGGAUAAUCUUCAAAAAUGGCUACAAACUUACGGUGAGCAGCUGGGAAAAUCGCUCAAACUGCUGGGAUCCUUCCAGGACUUUGCUGUCGAUGAACCGGACCUUCAACGCCAGAUCGACGAGGAGUUCCGGGCUUAUGCUCGGUUUGGCUUGGGCGCAGCCAUGGAUAUGUUGCCUAUCAGUACCUGUUCGUCUGAGGAGGCGCCCGAUUUGUACGUAAGUGGUUCCGAAAUGGCAACGACCCCACCGGAAUUGAACGUACCUCCGAACGAGCUUUGCCGACAAAAGAUGACUGAUAUUGUGCUAGAAUUGGUUGACGGUGGAAUGCUCUAGGCUGUGUUGAGAGCAGUUUGAAAAUUUAAAUUUCACAAAAAGGAAUCUCUAAUUUAUUUAAGUUCCCCACUAUAAAUUGAUUGUGAUGUGACAAUAAAUGCAAACACCCGUAUGGUAUAGCUA